Messenger RNA from Trichomonas vaginalis G3, 228 nucleotides. RefSeq lists its product as uncharacterized. The record is from RefSeq and is a predicted model, not a curated record. Bases 1 to 228 code for a protein of 75 amino acids. The transcript has a single exon. Lineage: Eukaryota; Parabasalia; Trichomonadida; Trichomonadidae.
AUGGGUAAAAAAAAUGGAAGUGAUGAAUCAUCCAUUAUGGUUUUGCAAGGAGAGGCUCCAAUUGUUACACCACAGCAAAAAAAUCAAGCACAAACGCUAAGAUUUAUGCAAGCUACUGUUACAUCGGCACCGAAUGAAUUUAAACCAGAUUUUGAUUCCAUGAGCAAAGAAAAGACUUCAAAUCUAAAGACUCCCAAAAAAUUGAUUCCUCACUUAAAACAUCAUUAA